AUGGCCAUGCCGAGACAAAAACACGCCAUCAAGAUGACAGCCGGGCCCCAGGGAUUCCGGUUCGCGACAAGAGUCAUCCAGACGGCAGCAGACUUGCAGGGAGAUGAUGCGCCCACACUCUGCGCGCAUGCUGGUUGCGGUGCAAAUAGCGCACGAGAAGACGCAUGGGGCGUAGGAUGUUGUAAGCCAUCCACGCAGCCAUCAAAUCAAUCGCCUGGACGCUUUAUUUUUCAAAUCGAAACCCCGUCUCAGACCGCCAAAACCACCGAGCCGUCGAGCGAACUAUGGAAAGCGGCGACAAAAGAGUUCAUACGUGCAGUACCAAAGAACGAAAAAGACUGGUCGGAUAGAAGAAAACAAGUUGGUCUGCACCAACCAGAAGCCGUCAUCCACACGUUCUGCCUUCUUACUCGUCACUCUCAACAACUAUCCUCUUUAAACAUUGGUGAUGCGCCAGGCACGGAAGCAAGCAUUCUCAAUAUUCUAAGUGACUACCAGGUAUUUACAAGCGUACUAGGAGCAGAGAAGGCCUAUGCGACACAGGUAUCGAAUUACAGUACGCUGCUGUUCGUCGGCCUUUCCAUAGUCGCCUUCUCGGUUGGGACCGAUCCAGAGAAAGUGGAAAAUCAUAUGAGGAAAUUCCUCACGCAUCAGCAAAGCAAAGUGUGCACGGCAAAAGGGAGUUAUUUAUCAAAGCUUCGAACCGCGGCUCUGGGGCCUAUCAAGCGUAUGGAUGAGUUGUGCGAAAAAGGCCUGAAGGACCGAAGUUGGGAGAUAUUCGUCCUCUGUAUGGCCUCCAGCAACGUUCUCGCGAUCCACUGCUAA
Messenger RNA from Plenodomus lingam JN3, 825 nucleotides. The record is from RefSeq and is a predicted model, not a curated record. NCBI's taxonomy places the organism in Eukaryota, Fungi, Ascomycota, Dothideomycetes, Pleosporales, Leptosphaeriaceae.